GCGCUAAGUCCUCGCGAGAGGAGCUGUCCCCGAGGCGGGAUGGCCGCCGAGCCGGGCGGAGCUGUCCCGCGGCUCCCGGGGCCGGCUCUUUGGCCUGAGACAUGGCCCGGGGUCCCGGCCCGCUAGGCCGGCCUCGACCCGACGCGGGCGCCAUGCCCAAGAGAGGGAAGCGACUCAAGUUCCGGGCCCACGACGCCUGCUCCGGUCGAGUGACCGUGGCGGAUUAUGCCAACUCGGAUCCGGCGGUCGUGAGGUCUGGACGGGUCAAGAAAGCCGUUGCCAACGCCGUGCAGCAGGAAGUAAAAUCUCUCUGUGGCUUGGAAGCCUCCCAGCUUCCUGCAGAGGAAGCUCUUUCUGGGGCUGGUGAGGCUGGUGACGUCUUGGACAGCAGUGAUGAGCUGGAGGACCAGGAGGAGAGUAUCUACGAAAGAACAGUCUCCAGGAAAAAGAAAAGCAAGCCACACGAAGAAGACCUGGAUGGGGCUGCAGGAGAAGAGUAUCCCAUGGAUAUUUGGCUGUUGCUGGCCUCCUACAUUCGCCCUGAGGACAUUGUGAACUUUUCCCUGAUCUGUAAGAAUGCCUGGACUGUCACUUGCACUGCUGCCUUUUGGACCAGGUUGUACCGAAGGCACUACACGCUGGAUGCCUCUCUGCCUUUGCGCCUGCGGCCAGAGUCCAUGGAGAAGCUGCGCUGUCUGCGUGCCUGUGUGAUUCGCUCGCUGUACCAUAUGUAUGAACCGUUUGCUGCUCGAAUCUCCAAGAAUCCAGCCAUUCCUGAAAGCACUCCCAGCACGUUAAAGAAUUCCAAAUGCUUACUUUUCUGGUGCAGGAAGAUUGUUGGGAACAGACAGGAACCAAUGUGGGAAUUCAACUUUAAGUUCAAAAAACAGUCCCCUAGGUUAAAGAGCAAGUGCAGGGGAGGAGGAUUGCAGCCUCCCAUUCAGUAUGAAGAUGUUCAUACCAACCCGGACCAGGACUGCUGCCUUCUGCAGGUCACCACCCUCAAUUUCAUCUUUAUUCCAAUUGUCAUGGGCAUGAUAUUCACCCUGUUUACCAUCAACGUGAGUACAGACAUGCGCCACCAUCGAGUGAGAUUGGUGUUCCAAGACUCUCCUGUCCAUGGUGGUCGGAAACUGCGCAGCGAGCAGGGCGUGCAAGUCGUCCUGGACCCCGUGCACAGCGUCCGGCUCUUUGACUGGUGGCAUCCUCAGUACCCGUUCUCCCUGAGAGCGUAGUUGCUGUUCCCAGGGGCAGUUGGGGCAGCCCCGAGGCUCAUCCAUUAGUGAUCUGAUUCCACUGGGGGGUUAGUGACGCACAUGCCCCUUGGGUUCCUGAGGCUUCAGCUGAGGGAGGGAGAAGGGCUCAAUCAACAGGAAAAACAGCUAUGAUUUCUAAAUAUAUUUUAACGUAAAAAUUUGCAUUCA
Ochotona princeps (American pika) is the source of this 1424-nucleotide messenger RNA. It is a transcript of the gene TMEM183A, whose product is annotated as transmembrane protein 183A. NCBI's taxonomy places the organism in Eukaryota, Metazoa, Chordata, Mammalia, Lagomorpha, Ochotonidae. Gene Ontology annotation, cellular component: SCF ubiquitin ligase complex. Gene Ontology annotation, molecular function: protein binding. The record is from RefSeq and is a predicted model, not a curated record. The coding region runs from base 102 to 1235 and encodes 377 amino acids. Gene Ontology annotation, biological process: regulation of protein stability. The transcript is spliced from 8 exons.